Messenger RNA from Saprolegnia parasitica CBS 223.65, 1189 nucleotides. RefSeq lists its product as hypothetical. Bases 1 to 1161 code for a protein of 386 amino acids. Lineage: Eukaryota; Oomycota; Saprolegniomycetes; Saprolegniales; Saprolegniaceae. The record is from RefSeq and is a predicted model, not a curated record. The transcript has 2 exons.
AUGCAGUACUUUGGCCAGACGCCGCCUCAAGUCUUUUUGUCGCCGCACCCGACGCGCGACGUUGCCUGCCAAACUGCGAUAUCGCCGUCCGCAGUGGCGCUCACGCGCGUGAUGGCGCCGUCGCCCAUUGCGUGGGUACUCGACGCUUCAGGUCGUGUAGUCUCGGACGACGGGGCUGUGUCGCAGCGCCUCGGUGAUACGGAUGUUCUCGUCAUGUCCAGUCAUCUUCCGCUACCGUGUGCACCGACGUACGUGUUGGACGUGGGUCCAGCCCACUGCCCAGGCCGCUACUUCGUGCUCCUUGACAUCACACGUGGCCUCGCCGUUUACGGCGUUGACGUCGACGCGGGAUGCGUCGUCGUGGCUCCAUCAAACACCGCCUUCCUUCGCACUGGCCAGCCCAUGGCGUGCGCCGCCAUGUCCAGCGGCGCUUGCAUCUGGGUGUGGACGAAAUCCGUGCUCCUGGAGCUGCUUUUUCCUACGGUCAACGUUACGCCGCCGGAAGCGCCAACAUCCUCGACGACAAAGUGGUCUGCGCUCUGGUCGUCUCUCUGGACACCCGACACGCAACUACCACCCCGCGUGCCUCCCGUCGUAAGCCCGUAUCGCACGCUGGGCAUCGGUGACGUUGUUGGGACCAGCGCGGCUGUCAAUUUGGACGUCGACUUGGCCGUUGUGACCACGGCCUCAAGUCUCGUGCAACUCUUCGCGCUCCAUGCGACCAAGUGGCUGCGAAGCAUCGACGUAGCCGCCAACGUCGGGCGAGCAUUGCAUUUGACAUGUUCGUCGAUCCUUGCGCCCGAGUCGCACAUCGUGCUAGUGUCCGAGACGCCGGAAGGCCUUGACGUGAUUGCUGUCGACGUCAACGGCGUGCUCCUGAGUGUAUUCUCGCUACCAUCGGCAACGGUCCGUUUCGCGCAAGCCGUGCACGUCCCCCGCGAGCAUACGCGUCCGCCGCUUGUGCUGCUUUGCACCGAGUCGCAGCUCUAUUUGUACUCGAUUUUCGAUUCUUGCGCUGUGCUUGCGCAUCAGCGAAGCCGCCACGUCAUCCAGCGCGUCUUUGUCGAGGAAGACACUAUCGUGCUUGGCUUCGACUCUGGCGACGUCGACCUCCUCAGUCUCCUGGGCCUCCUGGCCCAAGCAACCACGCACAGCGAAUAAGCAACGCCAUAACUAUCGAAAGUUUCCU